GCUCACAGCGUUUGUCACGAAGACGUUCGCUCAAGGCGAGCAGCUCAACGCGUACCAGGAGGUGUUCCCGCUUGACCAUAACGUCCUGGAGCGUUCGGUGGACUGGAUGUCCAGACAGGUCAACGGCAACGGAGAGUUCAUUGAGUACGGAAAAGUGUUCAACAAGCGUAUGCAGGGAGGUUCUGCCAAGGGUGAAGCGUUGACUGCAUAUACAAUGCUUGCUAUGUUUGAGGCUAAAGAAGUGUUUACUGGCCCAGAUGACACAAGGAUGCAGAAUGUGAUUUCUGCGGCCUUGAGAAAAGGAAGUUCUUAUCUAGAGGGGGAAUUGCCGUAUAUCAGCGACCCUUAUGACGCCUGUAUCGUGGGCUAUGCUCUCCAUAAGCAGAACAGCGUAAAGAAAGACGAAGCCUUCAACUUGAUCGAACGGCUGGCGACAACUGAAGAUGGCACCAGGUACUGGAAGCGCCCGAACCCCGAACCAAAACAUAGGUCCUACUGGUGGAGCCGAGGUGUGGAUGCCAUCAACAUUGAAGCCACGGCAUACUGCCUGCUCGUCUACUCCGAGCGGGGUAUCGCCACUUCAGCUGGACUGCCCGUCAUGCGAUGGAUCACCAAUCAAAGAGGACCCAAUGGAGGAUUUAUCUCCACUCAGGACACCGUUAUCGGCCUGGAGGCCUUGACCCGCGUCUCGGCCGAGCUGUACAGCACGGAGGACAUCCCUAUGACUAUCACGGUGUCCUAUGACGACGUGAAUGGCAUCACACAGAGCAACUCUGUCUUCAUAGACAAGUCCAGGGAGCUGCUUUUGCAGAAGAUCCAUAUCCCUUACAAGAAUGGUGCUCCAAGUAUGGUGAACAUCAGAGCUGAGACAAACAGCGGUCUCCCAAAGGAUACAACAGUUAUGGCAGAGGUGAUCACAGACUACAACGUCGACUCAGAGGCAACGACACCGACCUACGAGACUAGCCAUCAAAUGCUCUUCUUGGAGAACGGAAUAGAGCUCCAAAUCAAUAUCAAAUCGACUUCAGGGAACGCCAGUAUGACCACACUGCGAGUGGAGAUUCCUCCCGGCUACGACGUAGACCUGGAACUCCUGGAGUACAACCGGUACCUUAGUAAAUUUGAUAUGGACUACAAAAACGGGCAAGAUCUCAUCAUAUAUUUCGACACAAACGUGAUCACGACCGAAGGUGUCCAUGUGGUCAUAGCUCUGAACGCGAAGGGCUCCGGGGCUCUUAUUAGUCCAAAGGACAAAUCCUACACCAUCACCAAUUAUUAUGAACCGAGCGGAUUUGAAAAGAAAAACGGCAACGAUGUCUCCUUCAACAUUUUGAUUUACAUUAUUCCAUAGAAAUAAUUAUAUCUUGUCAGUUAUAGAAAUAGGUAGAUUACUUUUCUUUCAGAAAUAUUUUGUUCUCAUUUUCAAUUUCAUUUUUGAUUUCCCUCUGUUGUAAUUUGUUCAAAACAUGAUACAGUAAAAGGAAUUUGUGAAUGCACAAAAAAAUGAAAGGAAAAAGUACGCUUUUAUAUGUUUAAAUUUGUUAAUUUAAGUAUGUUAAUUUUUUAGGAGGGGGGGGAUGGUGUUGCUUUCUGAGUAUAAUUCACUUUUCGUUGCAUUAAACGUAUUUUUGACGAAUAAAGGACAUAGUAUAGAACUAAA
Aplysia californica (California sea hare) is the source of this 1660-nucleotide messenger RNA. RefSeq names its product alpha-1-inhibitor 3. Gene Ontology annotation, cellular component: extracellular region. Gene Ontology annotation, molecular function: endopeptidase inhibitor activity. NCBI's taxonomy places the organism in Eukaryota, Metazoa, Mollusca, Gastropoda, Aplysiida, Aplysiidae. The record is from RefSeq and is a predicted model, not a curated record.